Molecule: messenger RNA, 234 nt
Organism: Aspergillus piperis CBS 112811
Lineage: Eukaryota; Fungi; Ascomycota; Eurotiomycetes; Eurotiales; Aspergillaceae
Exons: 2
Coding region: 1-234 (77 amino acids)
Source: RefSeq, a predicted model, not a curated record
AUGAGCUUCAUGUCCUUGCUGUUCCUGGUGUUCUUUGCACCCUUUUUGCUACUCCUAGGCUUCUCGAGAUUCAUCGCACCUCGUCUUCGGUCUUAUUUCUCAGCAUCACCUGCCGGACCGGGGCUUGACUCAUACGGAAGACACUACCUCCGAUCAAUGGUCAACACUGGGUCCGCCAUGUCCGAGCAGAUCGAGCUGCAGAAUAUGCUGGAUGGUUCGGAUCACGAGGAGUGA